AUGUACAUCAUCCUCGUGAGGCGCCUGGAAACGGAAGCCAGUGAAAAAUGCUUCCUAAUUGUUGGCCUGCCUCUGGCCAUUUGGAUAUUUUCGGCCAGCAAUAUCGGUGGAAACAUGCUAAACCCGAGAAACAAGUCGCUGCAAGAGGAGUCGACUGGAAGGGUCGCACCAAGUUUCUCCGCUUGUUAUGAGAAUUCGGUGAUUGUCGAUCUUCAAACGAUUAUCAGUCCUGACGAGAAGCUACAGCUUUGUCUGAUUUCAGAGCGCUUUGAUGCCCUCCAAUAUCAUGUGGCCCCCAUGGCACUGGUGUUCAGGGAAUCAGCUUAG
This is a messenger RNA of Protopolystoma xenopodis, 327 nucleotides long. NCBI's taxonomy places the organism in Eukaryota, Metazoa, Platyhelminthes, Monogenea, Polystomatidea, Polystomatidae. The record is from the annotation of a GenBank genome assembly.